Actinia tenebrosa (Australian red waratah sea anemone) is the source of this 5553-nucleotide messenger RNA. Its product is annotated as AT-rich interactive domain-containing protein 3C. The record is from RefSeq and is a predicted model, not a curated record. Gene Ontology annotation, biological process: regulation of transcription by RNA polymerase II. Gene Ontology annotation, cellular component: nucleus. NCBI's taxonomy places the organism in Eukaryota, Metazoa, Cnidaria, Anthozoa, Actiniaria, Actiniidae. Gene Ontology annotation, molecular function: DNA binding.
UAAAAUCCGGCACUCAUGGAGCGUUGUGACUCGAUGGAUGCGGUUGCCUCUCAGUACUGCCCAAGACAGAGCRAAGCACACGGCGAACUUCUGCCAUUGUUACAAUUGCAACGAGAAAGGCAGUUGUAUUACACAAGUUUCCCCAAAGCCAGUGUUAUUGACCGGGCCUUGAAGAUGUUCACAAGCGAUAACUCGCUUUCUAUACAUUCAGACCGUUAUCCCAGUAGAGUGUACUCCCACACUAUUGAGGCGAUGCAACUUUCCCACGUCAAAGGCCAACAGGUCUUAAGAGAAAAAUCGGUCCCAAGUGAACAGAGUCUUGCGAUGGAAAAGGGGCCCACAGAGCCGGAACACGGCAGUACAGGGGAGAAGGAUGGAUCCAAGGUACUUCUAGAACGAGAUCGACAAGCUAGCAACCGUAGCUUUGCUAUAGUAGAAAGUAGAAUGGCUGAAUUAGAUGACAUUCAACGAUCAAUGGAAGAGAGUGAAGAUGUGAGUUUUGAAGAGCAAAAAUACCGGCCAAGAAAGUCGUUAGGCUUCGAUGGUGAUCAGGAAAAACAUUGCGAUCCUCCGUCCUUCGUCCAAACUUCUCGAAUCCCAAAGCAAGAGUCCCCUUCAGAAUCAGAGCACGGCAGUUACCUCAAUUCAAGCCCCAAUGUAGACAGAAUAUCAUCACACGAGUGGACGUUUGAGGAGCAAUUUAAACAGCUGUACGAGUUGGGCGACGAAGUCGACAGAAAGGCAUUCCUGGAUGAGUUGUUUACCUUCAUGCAGAAAAGAGGCACGCCAGUAAACAGAGUACCGAUUAUGGCCAAACAGACGUUAGAUUUGUAUAAGUUGUUUCGCUUAGUUGUUGAUAAAGGUGGCUUAGUAGAGGUUAUAAAUAAAAAAAUUUGGAGGGAAAUCAUAAAAGGUCUCAACCUUCCCGCGUCCGUUACUAGUGCAGCGUUUACAUUACGAACACAGUACAUGAAGUAUUUGUACCCUUACGAGUGUUUCAAACGAAAGCUUUCCUCGCCUUCGGAAUUACAAUCCGCCAUAGAUGGUAAUAGACGAGACAGUAGACGGACGUACGGGGCAUUUGGUUCCCCUGGAGGUUCCAUAGAUGGCGGGUACGGGAGAGGGAGCCCGCCUUCAGUUUCGAUGGGAUAUACUAAUCAUUCUCCUGUACUCAGACCCAGUCCAGGACCUUCGCCUACCGGGGAUGAGGGUCACCUCCCCGGUGGYGUGCAUGGUAACAACGGAGUCGCACUUCUUCACUCACCUGGUGUUGUCCACCGAGCGUCUACCGAAAGUAGCGGAAAGCGAUCGCACAGCCCCGACAUGGCUUCGCGUAUCUCCGCGUCUGAUUCCUCCCCUUCGAGUUCUCCCGUUAAAAAGUUUGCUAGCGGAAUUGAACGAGAUGGGAGACCGCAUCACAACUUACCGUGGACUCACAUCAAGAUACAAACCCCGCCGAAAGGGUACACCCUCUCAAGUCAAGGCCAAUAUCAAGAACCUAGCUCUCCUAGGACUCGAGAGACAAGACAGCUACCUCUAACAUUACUGGACCAAGUUAGCGAUAACUCUCUCCUUGUAUCUGUUGAACUCAAUGGAGUCGCAUAUCAAGGAGUUUUAUUUGCAAGACCAGGACGUCAGACCACUUCAGCUGAGCAAUAGCAAUCCUUUGGUUUUCCUGUAGAAGAGGUUUGGUUUUCCUGUAGAAGAGGUUUGGUAUCUAACUUUUCCUUGAAACACACUUUGCACUCUUUGCUCACUUCUGAAAAAAUUCUAAUUUUCUCAAUUUUUAUUUUUCCUAAAACAACUCUUCUAUUUAUGAGUAAUUUUAAAGGACUUUUUCAAAUAUGUUUUUUAUUGCUCAAGAAAAGCCAAAUAUGUUUUUUAUUGCUCAAGAAAAGCCUUGAUAAUAGUUCCUUUUACCUUGGACAUAAUGCUUCCCCUUUCAGACCACAUGUCAUUCCACAGUGUACCAUUUAUUUGUUUAAUGAUUGUGCAUAGGAAGAGAAAUAAAUAUGGAUACAUCUCAAAAGAUCUUAUCCUGAAGGGAAUGGCAAGUGGUCUAAAAUGGGUGAACCUUAUGCUCAAGGUGCCGAAGUCUAUUGCAAUCUAUUAAUGUUGAGUUCACAAAACACCCAGAUUCCAGAUGGAGAUUCAGACUGGUUUCUACCACAACAUUUUUACCACAAACUGUAUGUAUUAGCUUUUCCAAGGUUGAGGGGAAAAUGAAGUCAAGUUGGUAUUGCAGUGUUAUUGUGGGACUGUUUUUGGGAAGGGCCAUGUUCCAAGAUGGCAUCUAUUUCAUUUAAAACAGUUCCACUGAAUUGCCAACUCUACCCAUUUUUUUUUUUUUUUUUUUCAACCUGGCUUAUUUACCCAACUCGUAUUUCAAUAUAUGCAUGCAGAUUUCUGCAAAGCUGAGCUUUAUCAUCCUUUGACAUUCUGAAAAUAAUCAGACUUUUCUGGACGUACAUCUGAUAUCCACAGUGAUUUUAUAAAUGCUUCGAUUUGUUCAUGCAUUUAUUUAUGAAUAAUUAAAUUAGUUAAUCAUAUUUUAGUUUACAGAUUCCUUAAUUGAUUAAUGAAUUCAUUGAAAUAUUGAACUUUAACAUUCAAAUUCCAUAGACGAUGGAUUCAACUUAGAUUGUUUAACUCUUAAUUUCUGUUUAUAUAGUAUAUCAUUUAUUGUUAUUUACUUCUCUGAAAUCUAAUACGACUAUUUAUUUAUGACUGUGUAACUUCCAAAGUGAAGAAAGAAAGGAACUUCCAAGUUAUAAGAGAAAGAAACUCAAAGAAAUGUUCAAAAUUUUGUACAAAAUUCUCUCAGAAAAUCUAAUAUAUUACAUAAGUAUUGCUACAGUAGUAUGGCUUGAAUCUUUAGUGGCCUUCAAGCUAAUAGUGCAAGGUGUGCAAUGAUAGGCUUUAGCUCAUUGAAUUCCAUCAAAUACUUAACAGUAGUUUAUGGGAAUUAAAACGUCCUCAAAACAAUGGCAUGCUAUAUAUAUCCAGUUUGAUAUUGAAAAUGAAAUAGCCGCUACCCUGCGAUAAAAUACAAGAUAAUCCUAGCUAAUCCUAUUUUCUCUUGGAUAUAUCACAAGUAGGGGCAACUGGAAAAAUCUGCAGAGUAUGGGCAAUUGGCAUCUGAAUCGCAAAGAUAAUACUUUUCCUUCAACCUCAGUAGUUGGGAUUUUUUCUAACGUGGUUAGUCAAAAAUGUUAAAGGUACAGACUGAUUAAUUUGGAUUAAAAUAUCAGUAUGCAGCUUGCAGCUAUGAGGUCAGGUUGAAAACUGCUACAGUCACAGAACAAAACCCUGUUGAGUUGACAUUUCAAAGUUGUUUCCAGACCUUCAACCUUUUACCUGUGGCUGUAGCAAAUGGACAGUAGAUUUAUUUCCAAAAAAAGCACUAGAUAAAUAAGUUUUAUAUUUGCCAGUUAUAAUCCAAACCUUGCGAAGUAUUAAAAAGUUAUCGCAUAUAGCAGAGUUAUAAAAGAUAUCUAUGCAAUAAUUAUAUUAUUAUCACUAUAAAUAACUUGUAUCAUUACGGCUAUUUUAUUCUGAAAAAGAAUUGCCUUGUUUGUUGAAUGUAUUAUAUUCUAUGCACUGAAAAACCUUUUAUAUUUACAUAGUGUAUCUAAUUUUCAAAAUCCAAUUAACAGUUUUCUUAAUUUAUUAUUACUUAUACAUUUCAGAUAGAUCUGUGAAUAUGCUUCAUUGCUUUAUAUAUAGAAUUUGGCAUGAAGUAAAAGAUAACGGUGUUGACUAUAACACCCAAGUAGUGAUUUACGACCAUUUCAAAGAUAAUYGAGAGAAUUAAAAACAAUGCAGCCGAUGUUGAUGUUAGUGUAUAUAUAAGAAAUCACAUCCUACUGUACUAUUUCCGUUUGUUUCCAUCAAUUGAAUAUUUGYGAUUCUGACUUUCUUUUUGAAUGAUGGAAGCCCACACCUAUACUAUGAAGUUCCAAUUUCAUUCAAGUUAGCCAUGCCUGGGCAUAGUUCAACCCACAUAAUAUUUCAUGGUUCGAUAACCUUGGUGUUUUUUAACGAAACAAAUAACCAAACGAAGUAUCCAAUAUUCUACUGUACACACCCAGCUAAUUAAGUUCAUAGAUGUUUUAACACCCAAGUCUCAGGUCAUCAAGUCUAAAUGGCCUCAAUUUUGAUCAAUUUUCUUAACCUCACAUGCAGUCUUAAAUGAUUCUGGGUUGGCUUUGGCAUUGCAUAUAUAUUGAUAGUAAAGAAGGGACAACUAGCUAUGUAUUUGAAUGUUGCACAAUGCAAGUCGCAACUGCUUACAAAAUUUUUCUUUUACACAUGAAACUAUUUUGCAGAUACAAUUUGAUUAUAUUUUUGCAAAGAACCAAGAAAUCAUAAAUAGUGUUGUGAGAURAUACACUAAAUUGUUUGGUUAUAAACAGUAUUGUCCAGUACUAUAUCUAGCUUACAAGUUGAAAAUUAUUUGCUAAACUUCAUGUGCAACUCAGAAUAUUUUACAUGUAUCUUACUCAGGCAUUAAUUGACAGUUAUACACUGGAUCAGAAUAUGAUGACCCAUUUGAAUAACUUUGUUCUAAAAUGACUAGCAUCUCUUACAUGUGAAAACAUGUUUGUGUUUCCUCGUGAACACGAGACUUGUAAGUCCAAAAGAAUAUUUUUUCAAAUUGGUUGCCAUAUUUCGAUUUGAAGUAUACUUAAGGCUUUUGGCAAGCUAUGGGUCCACUUAGUUUGGAUGUGAUGUUUUUCAUUCUAUAUAGUUUUAGAAAUAAGAGUAUUUUGUACCAGUAUGAGUAAGCAAUAUGAGGUGCUAUAAUGACUCCUUUUUUCGAUUUAAUGCAAACUCAGUGGUUGCGAGUUGCCUGUUGAAAUUUGGUUUUUACUGCUGCUCGUCAAAAAUAURAAAGGUAUUGAAUGAUUAUUUUUGAUUGACAGAACAGAGAAAACAAAUGUCAGCAUGCAGCUUGUUAGAGAUAGGAUAAAUACUCAAGAGAAUGUCAUGUCCUUAAUGACAUGUAAUGGGAAAACAUCAUGUUCAAACUAAAUGCUAUAUUUUCAUACAAAUAUGCUGCAAAACUAUUGAAAUCUUUGAGGCAAUGACACAAUCAAGUUGGCUCUUAAAAUCCACACAAACCUGUGAAAAAGUGCAGAGUAGCACUAUUGCACUAUUUAAGACURUUAACUUUGAAUACUUUUUCAUGGGUUUGUGCACACUUAUAAAGUAGUGGUACCUUUUAUGUAGGUUUAUGCUAAUUUAACUUUUCUAAAUUUAAUUUAAARUUAUCUCCUAACCUUUUUACUACCUUUACAUUUAGCAUACUUUUUAAUCAUUUAUUUUAAGUCUUCAUAUCCAUACUGAAGGGCUACAAAUUGGAUCUAGMUGAAAUGUAACUUGAAGUACGAGUAUGCAUGCCUUUUGAUGUGAUCUACCUUCAGUGUUCCCUAGUUAACCUUUGUGUUAUAUUCAUGUAGAAAUAUUAUUUCUUUAGUGAAGGUCAAGUUUAAGUUACAGAUUGUACACAAAUUGUCAAGCCUUUUAAUAAAAAAAUUGUGUUUAUUUACA